GCUUUUCUAGGUCUCCAGAGAGAGUCCAAUCCCUGUCCUGUAAUAACUGUAGAGCACUUUAAAGAAUCGACGGGUGUUAAAGGCCUUCCUCUGUAUCCAGACCCAUCCAGAGUACCUGACGCAAAGACUCAGAACAACUUAGAAUCUGACUACUUGGCCAGAGAUGGCCCUUCAAGCAACAGCUCAUUCCACAGUAGUGAAGAGGAAGGGACGGACCUUGAGGGAGACAUGCUAGACUGCAGUGGGUCUCGACCUCUUCUUAUGGAGUCUGAAGAAGAGGAUGAGAGCUGCAGGCCACUCCAGGGGAAGCUGGGGGGAGCCACUCCAUUCAGUCCUCCAGAAGUCUCUACUGACCAAGCAAAGACAGCACAAGGUGGAAGAAAGAACCAGUUCCCUGCUCCCACACAGCCAACCACUGAUGGUCUCGGUGAGCCAGAUGUUUUUGCCACAGCCCCGUUCAGGAGCUCCAGGCUUCCAACUGAUGACACAGACAUUUUCUCCAAAGCCCCAUUUGUCUCCAAGGGCAGUGUGGCUUCUUCCCAGCUGGAGGAGGCAGAUGUAUUUUUGAGAGCCCCAUUUACUAAGAAGAGGAGCAUGGAGGAGUUAACUGUUGUCCAGAGCACCUCCCAGGAGUUGCCUGCACAAGCCAGUCUCCUCAGUCAGACAGGUGACACCCCUUUGCUCUCAGGCCUUGAGAGAGCUGUGUACACCUCUGUACGAGGUCAGUAUGGUAUGGCUGGUUUUGCGCAACAGUCUAACCUCCCCUCCCCUUCUAUGCAAGCAGCAGACCAUCUUGACAGCAUCUCUCCCAAGGGAUCCUCCCUGGAACCUGGGAGCUAUCCUAAUGACAGAAACAAAGGACCUCAGCUCCAGAAAGAAGGUGUUUCAGGCCCCAUGGCUAGCAAAUCAUUCCGACCCCAGUCCUUAUCCAAAUAUUCCCGUCACUAUAGCCCAGAAGAUGAGCCAACUCCAGAGGCCCAGCCCAUUGCUGCCUACAAAAUUGUUUCACAGACCAACAAGCAGUCAAUAGCUGGCUCGGUUUCCAUUACACCCCUUUCCUCCAGGACUACGGAGCUGCCAGCUGCUGAUCCCUUUGCUUUAGCACCCUUCCCUUCAAAGUCAGGCAAGCAGAAACCUUAGAAGUAAGACCUGAGCCUUAGGCCUCUGUCUCACUCCAGCCUCAAUGCCCACCACGUCACUCCCACCUGAGUCUUUCUGAAAAGAAAUAUUAUCAAUUAUUAUCUUUCAGUUCCCUGCAUCAGAACAGAACUUCAAUCAGCAAACUUAAUUGCAGUGAUAUGUAGUUGAAACCCCUGUAAGUUGUAUUCAUUUAUUUUGUUUAUGUUGAUUUAUCGAUUUUCAGACAUUUCCAUCUCCUUCAUGGAAGUUUCCCAACUCCACCCAGAACUCUGCUUUUUUUUUUUUUUUUUCGCCCAGGAACUGUUUAAAUCCAGAAAUACUUCAUCCCCACCCCACAGGGGCCAUUACUAUUGCUAGUUUUAAUUCCCGUAGCUCCUAUUCUAAGUUAUGACCAUUGAAGAAUCAAGAUUAUUCCCUCCAGGGCUUGAUUUAAUACUAUUGGAAAGGAGAGAUUUCUGGAAAGAAAAGCAAGAUAAAAUCCUGCACAUCAAGAAGAAUAUAAUCCCACAGCUACUAACCAUUCUGAUAGAAGCAGCAGGUCUAGAAGGAUUCUCUGGAUCUGAGCCUGUGUGAGCCAGGCUGGCCGCCGUGCACGCGUGUCUGCGGGCGUGUAAUGUGCAUCAGGUCCUUUCCUAUGUAGAAAUACUUGGCAAUGGGGUAACUGUGCUCGUGCCUGACCAUGUUGGCAGGGCCUUAUCCACAUACAUGCUUUUUAAAUUGGCCUGAGUGUACAGGUAUGGGUAUGUGUGUGCAUGUGUGUGUGUGCACACAGGAAGCAUUUCUCCUUUAAGUAAAUCCUGUCCCACUGCACCUGCCUCUGCAAUCACAUCACUCAUUUACUAGCAUUUGUCUGCUCACCGGACUUGAACGCCGUUUUUAUUUAUUUAGUUUUCUUCUCAUGGCAAGAUUGAAUUCAGUGAAAGAUGUAGAGAGGUCCUGCUGGAACUGAGGUUUUAGAGUGGACUUUUUUCUCCAGAAUUUGCUCUUUGCCAUUAAUAAAUUCCAUUUGCCCAAUUGUGAAAAAUUUAUUAUCCUUAUACAGUUUUCCCUCAUAAUAAUAGAAAAGAGCACCUUGUUAUAGUUUGAACCUUGUUACAGUUUCAGCCACUGAGUGUGACUCGGUGCCAUCAUUAUGCAAUUCAUUAAUCAUAAGACUAGGCUACAAAGUAGAUUUGUUUGCUUUUUGUUUUUUCCCACAUCCUUGCUGUCUUUCUCUGUUGCCUCUUGAGGAAAUGUAAAUCUGAGACAUACAAAUAAGUCUGUCUGACAGAGUGGAAAAGAGCUGAAUCAGCCAUGAGAGCUUUUAAACUCUCCGUCCUGUUCAGAUGUUGAAGUAGGCCAGACAGGUGACUGACUUGGUUUUUGAAAAUGUCUUUUAUUUCCGGACAGACAUUCCUCCCUUUUUCCAUUCUUUUUAUUAUUAGUGCCUUAAAAUAAUACCUAUGUCUGAAUGUGAAGACUUCUGCUAAGGAAGUUCGACUUCAUGGAGAGAGUCACUGCCUCAAGUUUCAACUUGAAAGCAUCCUGUCAGUUCUAGUACAUGUUAGUGAUUUCUCCAUUAGCUAGAGAAGUUCCCAGAGCUGUUUACCAUGCCAGAUUAACAAUUUAAGAAUUAUUAGAAUUCAUCCAAGAAUCAAGCCUAAAUGUCAAUUUCUGUUGAAAUUGAGUAGAUCUGAUACUCUUUAAAGUUCAGGGAUCUUGGCUAUAAAAUAACAACAACUAUUCAGCACUUUUUUCUUUUUUGGUUAGUCUCUACCUAUUUCAAAUGUCCAGGAUAAAAGAUGAUUGGCACUGUGUCAGGGUUACCAGCAGGGAUUUUCCUACUGAGGUCUCAGUUGUACUAGAAUAUCUUUCACUUUGGUGGAGGAUAAAUGUUUGUUCUAAGGAUUUGCCUUCUCCCAAUUAUCAUUCUGAUUUUUCUGUGUAACAGUGGAUACAAAAUUGUCUUUCUAGUUGAAUGAAUAAUUCUAGCUAAUGUACAUGGAACUCUGUACCACAAAUUUUUCCCUUAUCUGGAGAAGCCCCCCAAAGCCUAAGAGGCUAAGAAUAUUUGGAGAGUGUUCCCACCUCAAAUUAGAAAUGGUUAAAAGUGAGAGGUCGCUCUAAUUAACUCAUCCAAAUAUUCAAUAUUACUUGUAUAUCAGCCCUAUAAAAUGUUUUUCCUUUGGUUAUUUGAUCAUUCCUUCCCAGUCAAGUGGCUAUUUUAAUUAUCAAAGUACAAAUUAGAGGCCGGUGUUAGUGGCUCAUGCCUAUAAUCUUAGCACUCUGAGAGACCCAGGCAGGCGGAUUGUUUGAGCGCAGGAAUUCAAGACCAGACUGAGCAAGAGCGAGACCUCAUCUCUACUAAAAAUAGAAAA
Messenger RNA from Otolemur garnettii (small-eared galago), 3497 nucleotides. RefSeq lists its product as uncharacterized. The coding region runs from base 229 to 1140 and encodes 303 amino acids. The transcript has a single exon. Lineage: Eukaryota; Metazoa; Chordata; Mammalia; Primates; Galagidae. The record is from RefSeq and is a predicted model, not a curated record.